CUUCACUCAAAGGUCAUAGGAACAACCUCAAAUACACUACGCAUAAUGUAUAAGAGUGGCGUCAAAGCGUUGGUGCGCAAUGCCUCCAAGAGAAGACCAGGAUUGUCCCAGCUUCGAGCCCAAAGAGAUACUUUCAAACCCCCACAGCUGGUGGCUUCUUCUUCCACAUCCUCGCCUCCGUUAAAAUACGUAUCAGUUAAGGAGUUCCCUAAAGCCCCUUCCCAUGUGACGUCUAUGGAUACCAAGGACUUAUUUGAAAGUGUCAACAUAAGCAUAGAGCCGGAAAAAGAAGAUCUUUCGGUGAAUUUUGAAAUUCCUAGAAAGUUCAGCAAGCAGUACCAGUCAUCCAUAUUAAAUCAGAGAGACUUGGCUAUGAUGAAGCAGCUCGACGUGAUGAUGAACACAGACGACGACAAGGUUAUUAUGGAAAGCCAAAUCAUUUUGGGAAACCUCUAUAGCGAUAGAGACUCAUUCUCCAGUUAUAUCCCCGAGCAUCCACUCAAAAAGUCCUUGAGUGGCAUGAUAAACUUAAACCCUCAUUUGAACGAUAUUGAUGACGAAUACUUGUGGGAUUUGAUUCCUCCAGAUAAAUUCUUUGGGUCUAAAUUUUACGAGAAAGAGGGCACAUUCAAAGAAUGGGAGAAGGAAGUAAUGGAGGAAAAGAACAAACUUAUUGACCACUUGAAAGUGCACGAAGCCGAAAUAUCUGAUUUUUUACAAAAAUACGGGAAGAACAAAAGCUUCUUGGAGAAGAGAAAUGGGAGGCUCAGACUCAACAAGUCUUUGAUCAAAGCUUACAAGCUUCUCAAAUCCAAAAACUUGCACGUAAAGAAAAUGGAUGGAAAUGAUGGUGAAGACCUUGAGUUUGAAUUUGUUAUUGAUGAUUUUGACAUCAAGGAUAACAAAAACUAGACCCAUACUGUAGCAUGAUUUAAUGACACCACUAACCUCACAUACUGUAAAUAGCAAUUUCGGUAUUUUCAGUGUAUACACAUACUUACCUAUAUAGUACUAAAUGCAUAAUAAUGCCAUAAUUGUUAAUUUAUUCUACAAUGUUCAACACGACAUUUUCGUAGCCAAACUUGCACUUGUUUUCCUCAAAGACCCGCUUCAACUCAUCCACAUACAAUUUGUGGUAGUGAUCCAAUAGUUCUUGCGGUACUUUGGAUCUCUUGAAUGACUUCUUCUUGCCGAAUAAGUUUUGAAAUGAUUGCAGUCGUUUCAUAUGAUUUUCUGUUCGUUCUUUUUCACGUUCUGGUUCAUACUCCAGCUCGAAUUCAGGAUGGUCUCUUUUAUAAUCUUGCACCAAGUUCGGUGGUACAUAUAUAGGCCUUCCGAUACACACAUUUAUAGGAUUUCUGUAAGGCAAGAAUCCAAAAUCGUAUAUGAAGAUGCCUCGGGCACUGAAGAAUGGAAGUGUGAAGGAAAAGUUCUUUUUGAGCCACUUCUGGAACGUGUCACCAAUGGUUCCCGGUUUCGGCUGUAUAAUGUUGUAAAUAUCUGCCUCUCCAAACCCGAAAAUUGGUACAAGACUGAUGUUUCCAAGCUCAAUAGCCAACUUC
Molecule: messenger RNA, 1562 nt
Organism: Yamadazyma tenuis ATCC 10573
Lineage: Eukaryota; Fungi; Ascomycota; Pichiomycetes; Serinales; Debaryomycetaceae
Source: RefSeq, a predicted model, not a curated record